Messenger RNA from Humulus lupulus (European hop), 1922 nucleotides. RefSeq names its product NAC domain-containing protein 43-like. Lineage: Eukaryota; Viridiplantae; Streptophyta; Magnoliopsida; Rosales; Cannabaceae. Bases 268 to 1647 code for a protein of 459 amino acids. The record is from RefSeq and is a predicted model, not a curated record. Gene Ontology annotation, biological process: regulation of DNA-templated transcription. Gene Ontology annotation, molecular function: DNA binding. The transcript is spliced from 3 exons.
GUUAUUUCGUCCUUCGUUUUCCUUCUCUCUUUCCAUUAUUUUCUCUUUCUCUUUUCCCUUUUUUUGCUCUCUCUCUCUCUCUCUCUACUUGAUUAUAUAUGUUCAUUUCCUUGCGAUAGAUAAAUACUAGUUUCUUAUACACCACAACACUUUCUUCGGCUUUUGUUUUCAAAUUUUGCCCAUCAUCAUCAUCAUCAUCAUCAAGAUACAUAUUGUUCUCUCUCUCUCUCUCUCUCUCUAUAUAUAUAUAUAUACUGGAGUUUUUACAUGUCUGAAGAUAUGAAUCUAUCCAUUAAUGGCCAGUCUCAGGUGCCUCCAGGCUUCCGGUUCCACCCAACCGAGGAGGAGCUUCUUCACUACUACCUCAGGAAAAAAGUGGCUUUCGAAAAGAUUGAUCUCGAUGUAAUUCGUGAAGUUGAUCUCAACAAGCUUGAACCCUGGGAUAUCCAAGAAAAGUGCAAGAUUGGAUCCACACCACAAAAUGAUUGGUACUUCUUCAGUCACAAAGACAAGAAAUACCCUACCGGAACCCGAACGAACCGCGCCACCGCGGCCGGGUUCUGGAAAGCCACCGGCCGGGACAAGAUCAUUUAUAGUGGGUUCAAAAGAAUUGGACUGAGAAAGACACUAGUGUUCUACAAAGGAAGAGCUCCACAUGGUCAAAAAUCUGAUUGGAUCAUGCAUGAAUAUAGAUUAGACGAAAGCACUCAUGACUCCACAGUUGUUUCAAAUCAGAUGGUAGCUGAUUCAGUUUCCGAAGAUGGUUGGGUGGUUUGCCGUGUAUUCAAGAAGAAGAAUUACCAGAAAUCACUAGACAGUCCCAAAGGUGCCACGUCAUCAUCCAUGUCAGGAGAUUCAAACAUGAAUAAUAAUGGUAAUAACCACUCUCAUCUUCAUCAUCAUCAUCUCCAGAUGCCUUGUCCGAGAAACGACGGCGUUUUGGACCAGAUACUUCUAUACAUGGGAAGAACUUGUAAGCUUGAAAAUGACUCCCUAGCCAACAUCUCUGCCGAGCGGUACCUGACGUCGUCGAACAAGAACGCCGCCGUGGGAGGUGGCGACGCUGUUUUCCACCAAAACUUCAUGCAUCUCCCAAGGCUUCAAGAGAGCCCAACCACCACUACCACCAACAACAACAAUAGCAGUACUCUUCAUUCUCUGCCCUUAAACGACAGCGUUUCUCCUUACAAACCUUACAGCUACGAUCAUCAUCAGUCGAUGGAGUACGACAUGCUCAUGGAAACCGAACCCUCCUCCUCAGACCACCGGAGAACCGAAGACCCAAAACCAGUAAUGGUCCCCAACAGAGUCAAUGACUGGGUUGCCCUCGACAGGCUUGUGGCGUCCCAGCUCAAUGGCCAAGAUCACGAAGAGACUUCCAAGCAAGUACUAUCUUGCUUCGGCGACAUUCAAAACGUCAUGUCGUUUUGCACUACUGAUCCACAGACUGUAGUUGACGACGAAGACGACGUCGUACAGAUGUCUUCGUAUCCGUACCUACGUUCCGGUACUGACAUGACUACCUCAACUAGAACCACAUCGAAUCUUCACAACCAAAACUACAAUGAAAACGAUCUUUGGAGUUUCGCUAGAUCGUCGUCGUCACCGUCGUCAUCGUCAGAUCCAUUAUGCCACUUGUCGGUAUAAUGGUAGCAUUGAAAAGAUAUGAUAUUAUUAUAUAUACAUAUAAUAGUACUAUAUAGGUACGUACGUACGUAUGUACGUAUAAGUUACGUAGAGAGAGAUCGAAAUAUAUUAUGUUAUUCUAUAACUAAUAAGACUUCUUUUGGUGUUACAUAAAUAAAUUAGGAGAGAUAUUUUGAUGAUGAUCAUGAUCAAAUAUUCUAGAAUAGAUAUAGUAUAAUUACUUUUGAUGAGGGUUAGUGUGGUAUUGUCAAAUUAGAAACUAUUAUUAUCUUUUU